AGGUGCCGACGCAAAAACGUUAUGUUUGCGAACCGAAACGUAUGAGAUCAAGAUGGAAAUGUCUCGAAUAUUCUUUGUGUGUACUUCUUAUUCCUCGAUUGAUUUAGCGUGCACGCUAAGGUCGCUUGUUUGACUACAGUCGUACAAAUUAAUAAUGUGGCAGACGCUCGAAUCUCUAGUGUUGUUUAAGUUCGUGAAACUGUGAAUGACAAAACAGUGAGUCCUGUUCAUGUUACGGAAGUGGAUAUCGUGAUGUUUAUGAGACUUGAAUCAGUGCACGUCUCGAAGUCCACGUGUGAAUUCGCGGUUUAACGCUCAGCGGUGACGAAAAAAAGAGAGAGAGAAAAAGUGACGGUAUCAGCCCACCCGUCCAUUCGGAAUCGCGCGAGUGAUCUUCACCGAGAGUAUACUAGUAUCGCCAACCAACCUCGACAACGAGAGGCACAUCGACGACGUCUCCGCGCGCGCGCGCGCGCGUGCGAGAGAGGAGAGAGAGAGAGAGAGAGAAAGGAACAGAUCGAGCGAACGAGUGUUUUUCUUUUUUUCGUUUAAAUAUUCGUCCACUUUGUUUAUCAUCACGAACACGAUGGAAUUCACCGCAUCGUGAUAUACGCAGCACGGUGACACUGGCGUUUGUCCCAGAUACCACGAGCUAUUGUGAGCAUUUGUCAUGGAUCAUUGGCGAUCCCAUGAGAUUAGAUAAUCCUCGAGUGUUGUACUAAAGAAAGAAAAGUGGAUGUGAUAAUCUGAAUAUUUACGAAACAAGAGUGAUUGGUGCACCUGCUCGCGUGGACAAGACAUUUUUUUUCACAGUAGUGCCACCAGGCUAUGGCCAACCUGAACUUUGAACAACCUCCACGCAGUAUUGCGAACGCAAGUCUCACUUCACGUGCAGCUGGCGGCGGUGGAGGGAGUUUGAGCAGUGUGGCCCUCGGGGGUCAUGUCACGCCUACCUCGGGCAUGUUCUCAGGCUCGUCUGCAAACACCUCGAAUACAGCCAACUCGGCGAUAGUCACCACCAACGUUUAUCCCGGAGUGUCGGCUUCUAGCAGUGGACAGAACAGUCAUCAACAGCAGCAGCAACUCUCUCCUAUGGGCAGUAGAGGACUGUUUGGACAGAGAGCUUUUACCGAUAGACGUACGAUGCCUGCUCUUGGAGCCUCAAAUCCAAUGGGUAGUAUGGGCAGUUUCGGAAUACCUCCAAGUCGCAAUUACGGAUCUCAAGGAGCGGUUAACAAUUUCCACUCUGUUUUUGGGAGUGGAGGUGGUGGAGAUACGAGUACUCCACCCUUGUUAGAUCUCUCGGAGUUUCCCUCCUUAACGAACAGAGGUCAAGGUGAUUCCAUGCCGCAACCUAGUCCCAUGCCAGGGAAACAGCCUUAUGUUGGAAUGGUGAAGCAGCCAACAUCCGAGUCAAGUGAAUUUACUAUGAGCUCGGAGGACUUUCCCGCAUUACCGGGAACGCAAAAUCGAGAAGGUCCGUCACCCGGCGGCAGCAUGUCUGGUGAUAAGAAUAUAUCUGUAGGACUCGGUCCAGAAAUUGGACAAGAUGUGCUGCAAGCCAACAGAGCGCCUGGAUCUGAAAAAUCUCAGUCUUCUAAAAGAGGCAUUCAAACAUCGCCUGAUGGCAAGGUGACGAACAUACCUGCGAGUAUGGUAAAGGAUCAAUUCGGCAUGGUUGGACUUUUGACGUUUAUUAGAGCGGCGGAGACAGAUCCGAACUUGGUGUCGCUAGCGUUAGGUCAAGAUCUUACUGCGUUAGGACUGAAUUUGAAUUCGCCAGAAAAUCUUUAUCAGAAUUUUGGUGGCCCCUGGGCGGAAACUCCAUGUCGACCGCAGGAUAUAGAUUUUCACGUACCACCAGAGUAUCUUAUAAAUGCCGCAAUCAGGGAUAAGCUAGCGCCAGUUAAACUAAAUCGAUAUAAAGAUGAUCUACUGUUUUAUAUGUUUUAUACAAAUGUUGGGGAUGUAUUGCAAUUAGCUGCUGCAGCGGAACUGUACAGCAGAGAAUGGCGAUAUCAUAUGGAAGAAAAAGUAUGGAUAACGCAGGCGCCAGGUUUGGGAAUUGUAGAAAAGACGUCGACAUACGAACGUGGUACUUAUUAUUAUUUUGAUGCGCAAAACUGGAGAAAGGUAGCUAAGGAAUUCCAUUUGGAUUAUGCAAAACUAGAAAGUAGACCUCAUCUUCCUUCGAACUUUCACCAAACUCAGCCUUGACUACAGACUUGUCUGCAGACCAUUGUGCUGUCUUUAAGCUGGAAACGAAUCAGCUAUUGUAUAAAUGAACAAAUUUAAUAAUCUUUAAUAAAAACAUAAAAUUUGAAGAGUAAUAAA
Messenger RNA from Solenopsis invicta (red fire ant), 2334 nucleotides. RefSeq names its product CCR4-NOT transcription complex subunit 2. The record is from RefSeq and is a predicted model, not a curated record. Gene Ontology annotation, biological process: nuclear-transcribed mRNA poly(A) tail shortening; regulation of DNA-templated transcription; regulation of stem cell population maintenance. NCBI's taxonomy places the organism in Eukaryota, Metazoa, Arthropoda, Insecta, Hymenoptera, Formicidae. The coding region runs from base 829 to 2217 and encodes 462 amino acids. The transcript has 8 exons. Gene Ontology annotation, cellular component: CCR4-NOT core complex; P-body.